This is a messenger RNA of Drosophila novamexicana, 1493 nucleotides long. RefSeq names its product sodium/potassium/calcium exchanger 3. Bases 109 to 1455 code for a protein of 448 amino acids. The transcript has 6 exons. NCBI's taxonomy places the organism in Eukaryota, Metazoa, Arthropoda, Insecta, Diptera, Drosophilidae. Gene Ontology annotation, molecular function: calcium, potassium:sodium antiporter activity; calcium channel activity. Gene Ontology annotation, biological process: intracellular calcium ion homeostasis; calcium ion transmembrane transport. Gene Ontology annotation, cellular component: membrane. The record is from RefSeq and is a predicted model, not a curated record.
AGGCUGUCAUAAAUUCAGAAGUUAGUAUAUAACACAAAAAAAAAAGAAGAAACCGGCUCAACAGUUAACGUUCUUGUUCUUUUAACAAUUAUCUUCGUCAAAUUCUAAAUGCAUUUCAACUUUGAUAUGGCCUUGAGCAGACUGAUGGACGAGGAAUACGAUCCAUUUUUGCUGCGCGCCGCAGGAAAAUCCGAAUUGAACUGCUCUAUUCCGUCGAUCCUUGAGUUUCCAAAUUUUAUGCGCAAAAAGAGUAUCAUCUAUACGGUUGUCUGUGUGCUUCUCAGUUUAUAUUUGUUUAUAAUGCUGGCAAUUGUCUGCGAUGAUUAUUUGGUGCCAGCUAUGGAGCGCUUGUGCUAUUCGUUACGUAUGUCCUAUGAUGUGGCUGGAGCUACGUUUCUGGCCGCUUCUACAUCAGCUCCAGAGCUUUUUGUUGCCUUCGUUGGCACGUUCAUCACGAAAGGUGAUAUUGGUAUUGGCACUAUUGUUGGAUCAUCUGUGUUUAAUGUACUUGGCAUUGGUGCUGUUUGCGGCAUAUGCACGGGCGUGUCAUCCAAAUUGGACUGGUGGCCUAUAACUAGAGAUACAAUAUGGUAUUUAAUAUCAAUAUGUGCGCUCCUUUAUGUACUAUACGAUUCCGCAGUGAAUGUUUGGGAGGCAGUGGGUCUAGUUGUCUUGUAUGCCAUUUAUCUCAUCGGACUGAUAUUUGAUCGGAAGAUACAGAGUAUAUGUCGAACUGUCGACAAUGAUCGCGAUAUGAUUGACGAGAAUCCAUUGGAGCGGGAGGAAGAGCCCCUGAAAUCAUUUAAGGAGACCGUGUGUGGGCACCCAGAGAAGGAAGAUAGUGUUUGGAGGAAAAUAUGGUGGGGUAUCAAAUACCCAGCCGUUAUAUUGCUGGCCAUAACCACGCCCAGCGCACGCUCCAUAUUCUUCUUAAGCAUGCUGUUGGCCGUGAUUUGGAUCAGCAUUAUAUCGUACUUUGUUACUUGGUUUCUCACCGUAGUUGGCUACAACAUUGGUAUACCUGAUUCUAUCAUGGGUCUCACGAUACUGGCAGUUGGUACCAGUGUGCCGGAGAUUGUGGCCUCAUUCAUUGUGGCCAAAAAAGGCUACGGCUCCAUGGCCAUGUGCAAUGCCAUUGGAUCAAAUACUUUUGACAUUUUCAUAUGCCUUGGCCUACCUUGGUUCGUUGCUGCUCUUAUUUUCUCCGAUACUAUUAAAGUGCACUCCUCUGGAUUAACAAUAACUACUGGAAUGCUGGUUGGAACAGCGCUUGUCUUAUUUAUCUCCUUUUUAAUUACGAAGUUUGUACUUGGAAAGGUGGUCGGCUGGAUUAGCCUCAUCGCAUACAUUCUCUUCUUGGCAGCUGCCAUCUAUUUCGAAAUCAGACUGCUCAAGAAAGAGUGUGAUAUCGAAUCCCCUAAGUAUGCAUAUCUGAACAAGGAGGCUGCAAAUUAACAGUUGUGUAAAUUAACUUAAUUGAGUAAAACAGAAUU